AUGGCGGCGCCCAGCCCCGCGGCGGUUGCUGCUGCUGCUGCCGCCGCCGCCGAUGCCCCGGAGAACGAGAGCGGCGCCCUGGCGACCAAGCCGAAGUCCCCGGCCAUCACCCCGCAGAAGGUGCGGGAACUAAUCGACGAAGGCAUCGCCCCGGAGGAAGCCGGGCAGGACAGAAAAGAUUCUUCUGCCUUCGGUGAAGUGGCCAAUGGCUCCCCCCAGAGCAACGAACUGCAUUUUGAAUCCACUAGCAAAGAGGCUUUCUUCAACAGAGUAGAAACAUUCACCUCCCUCAAGUGGGCAGGCAAACCCCACGAGCUGUCGCCCCUGAUCUGCGCCAAGUAUGGAUGGACCAACGUGGAGUGCGACAUGUUGAAAUGCUCCAGCUGCCAAGCGUACCUCUGCGCCAGUCUCCAGCUGGCAUUCGACUUCAGCAAAUAUAAGGAGAGGUGCCUGGAGCUGCAGAAGGCCUUGUUGGGAGCUCACGAAAAAUUCUGCUUCUGGCCGGACAGUCCUUGCCCAGAUCGGUUUUCGGUGCUGCUGGUGGAAGAACCCCAUGCUCUCUGCAGCGACUUCCUAGAACGCUUCCGAAAUCUCUGUCAGCUGCAGCUUCAGCUGCCCUCCCUGAAGCCGGACAGUCUCAAAAACGUGUCCUUGACUGAAGACAAGGUCAGCUUUCUCUUGCAAUGGAUCGAGGAGAAGGAGAAGGAAGAGGAGGAGCACUGCAGAACCGAAGGCGAGAAGACAUCGGCCAAGCCGCCUUCGGACCUUCUUCAAGUCCACAUCACAGCUUCCAUUCUAGCCCUUUGCGGCUGGACCAGUAGUGCUCCCUCUGGCUCUGUCCGUCUGCCCUUGAUCAGCUGUUGCCGUUGCAUAAGGAAAGUGGGGCUGUGGAGUUUUCACCAGAUGGAGUCCACCGAGACCGAGCUGGAGAACCUCCCCAACGUUGGCCCUGUGGCCGAGAAACCCCCUCUGGGGCCCACCUCCUCCCCACGACGGAUGAUCACCCGGAGCCAGGACACGGGUGUCCCUCUGGGCUCGGAGCAGCACGAGAAGAGUCCGUCGCCAGUGAUCAGCCGCGCGAGGGGCGGGGACAGCUUCAGCGAGCACCCGGAGGCCGAAGCAGCCAGCCCCACCCCCCGGAGCCGGCCUGUGACCCGCAGCAUGGGCCACGGGGAAGCCUGCGGCCCAGGAGCUGAAGUCCCGUCCAGCCCCCACCGGAAAGCCAAGCGGCCACGCCUGUACUCCUCCAGCAGUUCCGACUCAUUGACCCGGGUUUUCUUCGACCCCCUGGCCCAACACCGUGACUGGUGUCCGUGGGUCAACGAGGUGAAAGAAGCAACAGGACUUGGAACCAAAGGGGACUCCCUGGAGGAGAAGGCAGACCGUGGUUGGCAGGUGGUCCUGAAAGUUCUUCAGGCUUCCAGGCAGUCAGAAAAGCCAGCCCACCUGGAGUCCGAGAGUCUCUCGACCAAAUCCCGCAAGGUCUUCCAGAUUUUCCGCCAGUGGGAAGCCGCCUGCUCCUCCUGAAGACCUGCCGACAGCAUCGGGACGGUGCAAAGUGGGCACAGCAGAAACAUGACCCAUUCGGUUAGCAGGAGGGACGUUGUGUAAGAGAAGAAGAGACCCAGGGAGGAAUAAUUACCUACCACCUCGCCGUGGCAAGUCUCACCCUCUUCCCCCAUCCACGGACAGAAGCAUGGGGCAGUCGCCCGCCUCCCACCAAAGAAGAGGCCUUACCUGCGGUGCGGAUCCUGGGAAAAAAAAUCCUUCUGCCCUUUCAAAGGCGGGCAGGGACACCCGAGCAUUUGUGAAACCCUUGCGCCGGUUCCCAGUUGCCGGGAGGCCUCCAGCAGCUGAACCCCGAGAAAUUCCCAUUUUUAAACUGAACCAGAUCUGUUCAGCAACAAGGUCGAGAAGAUCCCUUCCCACGGGAUCUCUUGGGUUCAUCCUCGGAGCUGAGUUCGGGUCUUGGCUUCCUUCCUCCUGCCCCUCUUCAGGGUGUGUGUGUGUGUGUGUGUGUGUGUGUGUGUGUGUGUAAAAUUUGUUGGGGGAGACCUGAUUGGACAUUCUCAUCACCAGCACAAAUAUCGGCCCCUGGCACUCCCUGCUGGGGUCGGACACCCCCCCACCCUCCCACCCCCGGUUAACGUGCUUCGCAUGAAAAUCCUUUGACUACCCGAGGAUUCAAAUAUGAGUAGAAAUCCUGGCCUGCUUGGGGCAACUAGGAUGGAAAUGGAACAACUUGUUUGACUUCUUAUUUUUAAGAGGGAAAAAGAGAAAGCUCUCCCAGAAUUCCCUGUGACGAUGUUGAGUCUCUCAUCUGGCCAAAACAUAAUAAUUUGACGCUCCUUCCCUGUUUCAUCAUUUGAAAGAUCGAAAAAUUGCUUUUCCUCCGCAGACAGGUGGGAAAAAUUGGAGAGAGCUUGCCUCAAAUCAGGGGUGUCCAACGUUGUCAGCUUUUAAGGCUGGUGGACUUCAACUCCCAGAAUUCCCUUAGCCAGCUUUUCAGGAUGGCCUUCAACUCCCAGAAUUCCCCAGGCAGCUUGGCUGGCUGAAGAAUUGUGGGAGUUGAAGUCCGCCAGCCUUAAAAGUUGACAAAAUUGGACACACCGGCCUUAAAUACUAAGUUGUGUAUGUGGGCAACCCCCUAAAACAUCAGAGGUGGUAGAUAUACAAUUGAGAGCUGUUUGACACCUGGAUAAGAAGCCCAUUUCAUGCCUAGCUGGACCCCUUGAUUAAGAAAAACCCACGUUCUAAUGUUUUGUGCGAUGUUUGUAUAAAAUAAAUAGCAGAAUCCAGGCCUA
Messenger RNA from Pseudonaja textilis, 2804 nucleotides. Lineage: Eukaryota; Metazoa; Chordata; Lepidosauria; Squamata; Elapidae. The record is from RefSeq and is a predicted model, not a curated record.